UUUUAAAUAAACCAAAAAUGGUAGCGACAAGCUUUCACUUUUUCUAUUUCUGCUUAUACCGUGAAUGUUUUGAGCGUUUGCGUGUGAUAAAGAAUCCUUAAAUAUUUAUGUAGAAUUGUUUGGUACGCCUUUGAAUGCAAGUUUCAGAUGAAAUAUCAUAUUUACGUAGAAUAUACUGGAAAGGAUAUCAACUGUCAAAUCGUCUACGAAGUGCCAGAAUUUAUCUGACUCACUGCGUGCGUACUGCGUGCUUGUCAAUAACAUACCUUCGUCAGGGAAAGCUAGGUCAAAGUAUUAAUGGAAAAUAAUGCCUGUUAAAGUUGACAUUACUCCACCACCUCCAGCGAACUCGAAACAACCUGGUGUGACUAAAUCCUUACUUUACAACGGUUCUAAAUUUCAAGGGCAUCAAAAAUCAAAAGGGAAUUCGUACGAAGUUGAAGUUGUUCUUCAGCAUGUUGAUGAGGAGAAUUCUUAUCUUUGUGGUUAUUUAAAAAUUAAGGGAUUGACUGAGGAGUUCCCAACACUGACGACAUUUUUUGAUGGUGAAAUAAUAUCAGCUAAGUAUCCUUUUCUAACAAGAAAGUGGGAUGCAGAUGAAGAUGUUGAUAGAAAGCAUUGGAGUAAGUUUGAAUUAUUUGUACCAUAUUUGAAGACUUUUAACUCUGAUUCCUUUGAUUAUGAAUCAUUAGCAAAGGCUGACUAUGUAUUUAUGAGGUGGAAGGAACAUUUUCUCGUGCCAGAUCAUACAAUAAAGGACAUAAAUGGUGCUUCAUUUGCUGGUUUUUAUUAUAUUUGUUUUCACAAAUCAGCAGCAACUAUAGAGGGCUACUAUUAUCACAGGAGUUCAGAGUGGUUCCAAUCGCUAACUUUAAGCCAUGUUCCAGAACACAGUAUCCAAAUUUAUGAAUUUAGAUGAAAAUGUUCUGUGGACAAUGUUUGGACGAAUAUUUUAAAAGUACUUAAGGUUCUUUUAAAGUGUAACUGGAAACAUGCUUAGAAACAUAAAAUGUAAAAUCAAGUCACCCAUUAAAUGUAGUUGCUACUGAUGAUCAACAAUUUUGAACAAUGUUAAAACCUGUCAUUGCACAUACUAAUUUCUCCUAACCAUAUUUUUGUUUUAUCAUUGUUGAGAUUUUAGCCUUAAAUUAUUUGAUACAUAGUAUACAAUGUAUCUUGAUUAUUAGCUAAUCAAAAUCAAAGUUUCUUUUCUAUUCUUCUAACUACUUAUUGUAAGUUAGUUCUACUGUAAGAUAUCUAGGAUUGUAACAAAUCAUACUAAUUAUUGUGAUAUUGUGUACAAAUUGUUUGCAUAUAAGUAAGGAAUAAUGAUUUGUUACAUUUAAUUUAUUAUUUCUAUAGAAGGGGUGUGUAAGUGUGCCCCAGUUGUAUAUAAGUGUGUGCAAAGGCAGGAAUCCUCUUUAAUGUGAACAAGUAUAUAUUUGUAUUGAUAUGUGUAGAUUAUCAACAAUUAUCUGUGUUAUAAUUAAAGGAUUGAAUAUUUUUUUUCAAUAAAAGCUCAUAAAUAAUGGA
Molecule: messenger RNA, 1533 nt
Organism: Zerene cesonia (dogface butterfly)
Lineage: Eukaryota; Metazoa; Arthropoda; Insecta; Lepidoptera; Pieridae
Product: glucose-induced degradation protein 4 homolog
Exons: 4
Coding region: 308-919 (203 amino acids)
Biological process (GO): proteasome-mediated ubiquitin-dependent protein catabolic process; protein targeting to vacuole; protein catabolic process in the vacuole
Cellular component (GO): GID complex; extrinsic component of membrane
Source: RefSeq, a predicted model, not a curated record